UUGAAUGCAAUAAGACUCUGUACUAACGGAGAUCGUAAUGGAGAAAUCGGUGUAUCACAUUGCUAGCCGCUUGGGCUUUGCUCGCAUCAUCGAUGAGAUCGUGCUCUGAGAGAUUACUCGGUUAGAGGAUAAUUUCUGACCAUAGUCUACGAACUGUAUGAUAAGCAUGUACCUUUGCGUACGUACAUCCAGGAUAUGCGCAGGAGCGGUCUUGCAUUUGGAUUCAGCUGUCCGGGUGGAGGCAGUGCUUACAAUGAAAUGCCUGACCUUUUUGAACUUCAGUAAAUAAAACGUUUGGAUGUUAGCUAACUUGAAAGCAUCACUGUAUUUUGUGUCUCGUUUGGAGACGAAACGUUUUGGCUACUAACAAAUUUUCUGCUCUGUAACAUGUUUGUGAGUUAUAGUAGCUAGACCAGUAAAUGUAUGGAGUCAUGAAGAUAAGAAACAUUAAGCUGCGCGAAAGAAUUUUUUGAGGCCCUGGUGGCACCAGAGCCUCAAAAACUUCUUUCGCGCAUGCAGCAGGCUGGUGCAUGUGGGGAACAUCGUUUGGACCUUGGAUUUCUACUCACGCCGGUAACCGGAGAGUGUUUAGUGCAGAUUUGAAGAUUCGUCGUAAAUACAAAAGUAUGAGCUUACCUUUGAGUUUUAUGAUUGGCGAGGAGGAGGACGGGAGCCAGCAAUAAGCCAAAGGAUACUGAAUUGCACCUGUUGCCUCUACUAGCAGUUUUUUACGCCUUCUUAGGACAGGAGGAGAUUCUAAGUGUAGAGGAAAGGAGAUAUCCUCACAACAAUCAAAUAACCGCAUUGCAUUGGAAGGAGGGAAUACGGAGCCUUCACAUGACAGCAAUGUGCACUCAUGUUUUCUUGUUUCUCCUUGGCACCAAAUCAUUGUCAAAUUUAGGUGUUGAUAAAUGUACAUCACCUUUUUGAUAUAUGGACAUCACACUCUCCUUCUCGUGCCAUUGCCCCCGUAAUAGCUUUUGCCCGUAGUGAAAGCUACGAGGUGAAGAUUGGGAGAUCAGUGAAAAUCGGCAACCGCAAGGAAGGAGAAGUAAAGAGUAUGCAUAUGUUUUAUGGUCACGGCAAGAAGCGUAUACUCAAGGAGAUCUACAUCCGAAGUAGAACGACGGACGAACAUACUGUCCCUUUGAAGUAGUAGUAAGACGAGACUUGGGAGAAGAUGAUGCCAGUGGCGGUUUUGAUGAAGCAACCGUCACCACUGGCAGAGAGCAAUGGAACAGGAAAACUCCUGAUGUUAUGCUCUGCAAAUUGAUGGCAACCACCACAUUUCCUUCUCUUUGGCGGAUUGCUUGCAGCCCCUUCUCUUUCAAAGGCUGUGGGAUCGCGCUGGUUGGAAUUUUGGCUCCGAAUUUCCUUGUUCAGCGCACCAGCAGGUCGUCCUUUGGGUCGCAUGAUGGUAGGUUCUGAGGGUGACAUGUACGUCGUCGCAUUUCAAGAGCUCGCUUUAAACCAUGUUGCUGAUGAGGAAGCAUGUGGUCGUGCCUGUCCACAAGGUUGCCUAUAAGUUGUCCAAAGCUUCUCUCAGGUGCGCACUCUGCAGAUCCGGAGAUGACGAGUGCCGGGGCCGAAUCACAG
Messenger RNA from Marchantia polymorpha subsp. ruderalis, 1596 nucleotides. Lineage: Eukaryota; Viridiplantae; Streptophyta; Marchantiopsida; Marchantiales; Marchantiaceae. The record is from the annotation of a GenBank genome assembly.